AAUUGUUCUUUUUGUUUCUCUUUUGUCUUCGAAUCUGACUAGUUUUUACUUUGCGGGAGCUGGGAAAUCACAUGGUUUGCGUGAAUUUAUAAUCGCGGUUUGAGGAUCUACUAUUGCUUUCAUGGGGAUAAGAGGGUUUGAGUUCGCGCCCGCGUUGCCAGCUUGAGAAUCUCCAGCAUUCCUUUCAUUUCCCCGAUUUUGCACGGGACUUUUUAGUUCUUUUUUGGGCUCUUUUAAGGACUUAAUUUUUUUUUUUCCAUGCUGCUUUGACAUCCCGAAUUUCUGUUUUCUGAAGGUCAGUUACUUAGGAGUGCCUGUCAGUCCAAUUACCAAUUUCGAGCUCAUGAUUUGUUGGUUGGCAUUUUGUAGAUAUAAUGGGUAUCACUGAAUUCAUACAGCUUCUUUCUUGUAAAUGACUUUUGUGUGUCUAAGCUCCAGCUAGUACCUCUUUAGUGAAGUUUUAAAAAUUUACCUGAAGAAAUAACCUGAUGCAUUUGUCAUAGUAAGUUUCGGAGCCAUGAAAUGGAUACUUCCCUCAUCUCUCUUGUCUUGUUGUAGGAGAGUCUUUUCCAUGAAUUUAUUAAUGAAAUACUUGGCCUUGCUAAACUUGCUCAUGCAUAGGAAGAAACUUGUAUUGAUUUAACGAGAGAAAGAUCAUGAAGGGUGGUUGGAUUCUUAUUUCUUGUCUUCCACUCUUUAAAUGGUCUCUUAGUAUUAAUUUGUGGUAUUGGCUUUCUGCUUUGUUUAUUGAUAGGGUCUGCUUCUAGUUGGCUAUGGCGAAUUCCAAGGGGACAGCAAACAUCAGAAAUUUGAUGUACUCCGGGAGACACCCUUUGCUGCCUCCCAAAAGUCCAUUUCCCAGUGUUUCUUCAUCAUAUGCUGAUCACAUGCCAAGCGCAGUUAAUGGAUCAAAAGCUGUGCAGAAGCCAAGGGACAGUUAUGUGCACCACCAACGAACAUCCUCCGAGAGCCUUGUAAUGGAGGAGCAACCAUCCUGGCUUGAUGAUCUACUCAACGAGCCCGAAACUCCUGUCCGAAGAGCUGGUCAUCGGCGUUCAUCAAGUGACUCCUUUGCAUAUGUAGACGUAGCUAAUUUUUCUAAUCUAGAUUAUGCAGCUCAUGAUGAAUACACUUUAAAAAACAUGGUAUCGGUACCUUCUUGGGGAGCUCAAGAGUUUGAUCACUAUCGAGAUAGUCGUCAUUCUUCUUUCCAUCCAGAAGCAAGCCCUGUUAAGCAGAGUGGUAGGGUUUGGGAAUCAUCUCUGACUAAGGUUGCUCCCCCCAGUGGUGUGACUUCUGCACUAUCAUAUUCCUCGCAAGAGAUGGAUAGGGCUCCUUCUGGAGCAAGUGAGAAGCAAUAUCAGGUUGAAUCCAAUUCCAAUGAUUCCAAAUCUUCUGAGAGAAGGGACAGUUCACAUGCCAAGCCUUCUGCAUCGGAGACUGAUACAAAACGUGCUAAACAGCAAUUUGCUCAGCGUUCACGAGUGCGAAAACUUCAGUACAUUGCUGAAUUGGAAAGGAAUGUGCAAGCUUUGCAGGCAGAAGGCUCAGAAGCAUCGGCUGAGCUUGAGUUUCUCAACCAACAAAAUCUCAUUUUGAGCAUGGAAAACAAAGCCCUAAAGCAACGAUUGGAAAGCUUAGCUCAAGAGCAAAUGAUAAAAUACUUGGAGCAUGAGGUUUUAGAGCGGGAGAUAGGAAGGCUAAGAGCACUGUAUCAGCAGCAGCAGCAGCCACCGCAACAGCAGCAGCAGCAGCAGCAGCAGCACAAGCAACCGUCUUCCAGUCUUAGACGCACCACCAGUAAAGAUCUUGAUACACAGUUUGCUAAUCUCUCUUUGAAACACAAAGAUGCCAAUUCUGGCCAAGACACCGUGAGUGGUCCACUGCGCACUUAAGUUGUGGUGUCCCCCUUUUAUCAUGCCUCCAUUUGGAUUUGCUUGUGUCCAUGCCUUCAUGCCCGUGUUGGAUCUAAGUUGUGCCAGGAAAGCAUAGGCUCCUAAAUCCUGGCAUCAUCUCUCCCCAUUACGUGCUCUCCUUUACAACUCUUGAGCCUAAUCUUUGACUGAGUAGUACCUUGAGCGCCUGGUUGUCAUGGCUGGAAACUCCGUUCUCUGGCUGCUGAUAUACCUGAGGUGGUUACUUCAAACAGUAUGGAAAUGCACUUGCUCCUGUAUGUUUACCUAACUGUAGUUUUUGUUAUCUACUCCAUUCUUCUCCAACAAAAUUGCGGCUGUUUGUAGAAUUUAAUGUAGUAGGAAAUUUCCUUUGGGCUGCAUAGAUGUGCAAUUUUUUGUAAUGCAAGAUGGUGAGAAAGCUUUGUCUGAGCAGUCUAUUAAGUCAGUAUCCUGUCUUCAAUUCUGAUUUGGCUAUGGAACCACAUAUUGGAUAUUCAUCACUUUCUCCAUCU
This is a messenger RNA of Eucalyptus grandis, 2407 nucleotides long. RefSeq lists its product as uncharacterized. NCBI's taxonomy places the organism in Eukaryota, Viridiplantae, Streptophyta, Magnoliopsida, Myrtales, Myrtaceae. The record is from RefSeq and is a predicted model, not a curated record. Gene Ontology annotation, molecular function: DNA-binding transcription factor activity. The coding region runs from base 774 to 1895 and encodes 373 amino acids. The transcript has 4 exons. Gene Ontology annotation, biological process: regulation of DNA-templated transcription.